Toxoplasma gondii ME49 is the source of this 1726-nucleotide messenger RNA. Its product is annotated as ubiquitin thioesterase otubain-like family protein. The transcript has 9 exons. Gene Ontology annotation, molecular function: cysteine-type deubiquitinase activity; ubiquitin binding. The record is from RefSeq and is a predicted model, not a curated record. Gene Ontology annotation, biological process: protein K48-linked deubiquitination. The coding region runs from base 1 to 1482 and encodes 493 amino acids. NCBI's taxonomy places the organism in Eukaryota, Apicomplexa, Conoidasida, Eucoccidiorida, Sarcocystidae. Gene Ontology annotation, cellular component: nucleus.
AUGACGGCACAUAUAAGCGCGGUUUCCUUCACUUUUUUCUGGUCCCUAAAAGAUGAAAGGCCCGCCAAGAAACCGGGGAGAAAGCCUGGGGGUUCUAGUGGUAAACUGACUCUGAUACAUACGAAAACUGUAUCCAGUGAUUUCGUUGCACACCAAAAAAACCUCCAACAUAAACGUGGGCAACAACGCCCGUAUUCACUGCGGGUGCGACCUGUCGGUUUUUCCGUCUGGAACAUCUUCGGCCGAGGGUCACCGGAGCUCCGCUGCGUUCUCGCCUCCUCAUACGGGCACGAAUUGUAUGCUGCGAAGUAUCUCGAAAUUUCGCGUGGCGGCCUCCUGCUUCGGCACUGGCGUCCAUCUGCCGUUCACUUCCCUUUUUCUUCUCGUGGUGCUUUGCCUUGCCACCUUCCCUCCUUGCUUCUUCUGGCCGAAAUCGUGUCUAACGGGGGAAAAAGCGUGUUUAUCGAACAGUUUACUCUCGCCUUCCUUGUGAACAAAUUGAACAUGGCGGAUUCAAACGGAGGGGUCGAACCUGUUGCAGACCCUAACACCUCUGCAGGGCCGAUGGCAGAAGCACCACGGACACCUCAAGAGAAUGAAGGGAAUUCGUUGCCAGAAUGGCAGCAGGAAAUCGAGAGCCAGCCACUUGUAGGGAAAGUGGAGAGUCUGGACUGUUUGUGUCGGGAUUUCGAAGGGAACCCUGCGCUCUGUGCCAAGGCGCGGACGUUCGUCAAGGAACAACAGCAGAGAAGGGAUGCCUGCUGCAGCCCGAGUCCAACAGAAGACAGAGCUCAAGGCGCAGAAGAGAACGAGAGGGAAGCCGGACAUUCUCACGAGGAUGCUCUGCACGGAGCUGAGGGCACAUGGACCAUGAGAAGAGUACGCAAGGACGGAUGCUGCUUUUACCGCGCGUACAUGUACGGCGUCUUCCUCUGCUUUCUCCGUCAACGCGAGAAAAUCAAAAGCUUCAUUAAACGCAUCAACGACGAAUUGCUGCCCAAAGUACAGGAAGUCAACGCUGGCGCAGAGACUGUGGCCGACUUCGCUGAAGAAACUGUGGAGAACCUGGAGAAGCUGGAAUCCCCUGAAGCCAACACGCAGACGCUCGACGACAUCUUCAACGAUACCUGCAGCAGCAAUUACAUUGUUGUCUUUGCGCGCCUUCUCGCUUCGACACACAUUAAGUUGAACAGUGAAUUGUACUUGCCGUUCCUGACCGCGUACGCAACGGUGGAGGACUACUGCUCUCACGAAGUGGAUCCGAUGUGGGUGGAAGCUGAGCAGCCUCAAAUCAUGGCGUUGACAGCGAUGACACAGAUGCCUGUAGAGAUUGUCUAUUUCGAUCAGUCGCCCGGCGAGGUGCCAGUUCGUCAUAUUUUCCCGCACUCGGACGACGCCCAGAUCCAUUUGAUUUAUCGGCCGGGACACUACGACUUUUUCUUUUAUUCCCCUCGACAGGCCGGUGCUCACCAGAGCACGUAGGAUGCCGUCGAGUAUCAACACUGUUUCGAGCCACGCAGUGUGAAGGACGUGUAGACCUUGACUAUGUGGACCAAAACGUCUUCACAAUUGCAUCACUUUUUGCAAAGUAUGCUGCGCAGUGGCUUACGGUGGAAAGCGGAAGAUGACAUGCAGCCAUGGUUGUCAGUGUCUCUACGUGCUAAAUGCUAGUCUAAAACAACAGCGUACUCGGUGCUCUCCAAUGCAUCAACUUAUUAUUUUCUAU